CGCGCCAUGGCUGCUUUGCAGUUCCUGCUGAUGAUCCCGGCUUUGGGCAAUUUCCUUUUCACCUUCGGGACCGGCGUGGAGUUGAUCCGUUUUAUUUCCUUCCGUGCCGUCUUUUUGCAGCUGCCCGCGGGGGCCGCAGCCUCUCCUCCUCCCCACGGAACCGGCGUGAAUCCAAGUGACACCUCGAAUCCUCAGUGGAAAAUGGCCCUAAGAGAUCCCAAGAUUUUGAACUCGCUAACGGUGGAUGUGGGCCUGAUCGUCCUUUUUGUCCUGCAGCACAGCCUGAUGGCUUCUGAUCGGGUCAAACACUGGACCUGCAACUGCUUUGGGGUCUUGCAGAGAACGGUCUAUGUUUUUUGCACAGACUUAUCCCUUCAGUUGCUGAUGAGGUAUUGGCAGCCAGUACAGGAUGGUCCUAUGCUGUGGAACACAAACACCGAGCCAUGGAUCACUUGGGUUCCACUCAUCUGCUUUGUCCUUCAUUUCAUCUCCUGGCUAAUCAUCUUUAGCAUCAUUCUCAUCUUUGAUUAUGCAGAACUGAUGGGGGUCAAGCAGGUUUAUUACUAUUGCUUGGGCAUGGGAGACCCUUUGGCUGUGAAGUCUUCACGGGCUCUCCGUCUCUACUCCCACCUUCGUCACCCACUGUACGUGGAGUUUCUUCUUAUCCUCUGGGCUGUUCCCUGCCUCUCCCUUGACCGCCUGCUUCUGGCCUCCCUCUUCACGAUCUAUCUUACCUGCGCUCACAGCCUGGAUGAACAGGAUUACCUCUACCUCCGUGCCCAGCUGGACAAGAAGUUCCAAAUCUUCUCCCGGGAAGAGGCAGCAUAUGGGCGCUUGUUGGCUCAAAAUGGCCCCUCAGACUACAAGGACAAUUGAGUAACGGUCGGAUAGGUACCUGUUUUAGUUGCAGGGGUGGGGUCUGACUUUUGUGGGGGGGCGGGUGUCAAACUUUGCCAGGUCCCUGCUUACAAAGCACUGAAUAAUACGCCAUAUCUUGAUUGUGCUUUUAUAUAAAAAGGACUUGAAGAGCUACCACCCAAAAAUUUGUUUAUCUACUGGGCCAAGUCUCUUGUAACUCCCGAAAAGAAUCUUUCCUAAGCUAGUGUUCUCCAUUAUUAUGGAUUGGAACUUCAUUGUCCUCCACAGCAGUAUUAGAUAAAGAUGUUGGGGGUUUUAGACUUGAAAUAUUUGGAGAAUGUCAAAUUGGGAUAGUGUAGACUGAAACACACUAAGUUCUACUCGUAUUGUAGAUCAUGUAACAGAGGUGCUGUUUAGGAUCUUACUGGAGAAGAUUGGAAUAGCCAAUGCCUGGGUUGAUCCCACCUUAGAAUAUUAUGGAGAUCCGUUUUGAUCAUGAAUUUUUCUCUUACUCUGAGAAUUCUUAAUAAUGGUUGAAAUCUAGCUAUAAUUGGCCAGCUUCUAGGUUGGACGGUUGUGUGGAGAGCAAGAAGUUGGUUAAACAAAUGUGUGAAAAGAGGCAUCUCUAGAAUAUGUUUGCAAGAGGAUAGCAACCCCUUCUGAAUUAAAAAAAAAAGAGGAGGAACUGCUCUUUAGCGCUUUAAUGGCCUGCUUUGACUAAGAGAAUGUUUAAAAGGGUCCUUCUGAAAUUAAUAGCAUGUUUUUAUUUAUUUCAAAGGAGCUUUUACUGACCUCUUGCCACAAUUCUUAAUCAUAGCAUUUUAACCUCAACAUGCAAAUAAUUAAUUUUUAAAAAAAUAUUAGCAGCCAAGUGCACUUAUUUGGAGGAAUAUGUUAUUAAGGGAUUAUAGAUGCAUUUCUUCAAUAUAAGUAUACAGUGUGUUUGUGAUGGUUUAAGCCGCUUAAUUACUGUUGCAAAGGUGCCUUGUUCCUGAGGUGAAAACUUCCUUGGAUCAUAGAAGAAAAAUCAGAAAUCAAAAAGAUUUCAGUCCAAAUGCUAAUACUAAUAUCUUAGUAUUAGAUUUUCCUACAGGAUUUUCCAAAUCUUUCAUUCGUGUUCUUUUAAAAGAUUGUCUUGAUUAAUAGAAACAUUGCCCAUGUUAGAGUUCUCAGAUACAGUUAUCCUUGUUAUUCCCCAACAUGCUACCGAGGGAAUUCUGGGAAUUGAAGUCUAAACAUCAAGUUGCUAAGGUUGAGAAAUAGACCAUUGAGUUAUGGCUCUCCUCUCAUCAUCAUCAUGUCACAUAGAAUCACAUCUGGGGGCCAUCCAGCAGCAUCAAUAGGAAGGGUCAAAAAAGCUAAGUCCUUUUGUAGAUGUGUACAGAUGUAUAAAGGGACAGGACUUUUAUCAUGAUGCUCCUGUGGAAAUCUUGUUUCACCCCAUAGGUUGGCACGGUGGGCACCAGUUUGGGGAAGUUGUGGGCACUUUAACUACUUAGCAGAAAAAUUCUUCAACUUCCUGUACGGAACAUUACAAUGGAACAUAUAUUUUUAAUUAUAAAUUGCACAGAUCUGAUGAAUAGAAUGUGAUAAUAAAUAGAACAAACGUGUUCCAUCACUCUAGAAGUAAAAUGCCUCCUUCCUCCCUGUGCCCAAAUGUCUAUUUUGUUGUAAUUCUUACUUUUUUUAAAGGUACAGGAAUCAGAAGAGGAAAGUUAAAAUUUCUAGCUGCUACCGUGUUUCCCCGAAAAUAAGACCCUGUCUUAUUUUUUUUGCCACCCAAAAAGGCACCAGGUCUUAUUUUGGGUGGACGUCAUUCACUGAC
Molecule: messenger RNA, 2683 nt
Organism: Pseudonaja textilis
Lineage: Eukaryota; Metazoa; Chordata; Lepidosauria; Squamata; Elapidae
Gene: NRM
Product: nurim
Cellular component (GO): nuclear membrane
Source: RefSeq, a predicted model, not a curated record